This is a messenger RNA of Eremothecium sinecaudum, 1935 nucleotides long. It is a transcript of the gene REC8, whose product is annotated as Rec8p. Gene Ontology annotation, biological process: synaptonemal complex assembly; replication-born double-strand break repair via sister chromatid exchange; meiotic sister chromatid cohesion. Gene Ontology annotation, cellular component: synaptonemal complex; cohesin complex. Bases 1 to 1935 code for a protein of 644 amino acids. The transcript has a single exon. The record is from RefSeq and is a predicted model, not a curated record. Gene Ontology annotation, molecular function: chromatin binding; protein binding. NCBI's taxonomy places the organism in Eukaryota, Fungi, Ascomycota, Saccharomycetes, Saccharomycetales, Saccharomycetaceae.
AUGGGUUUGUAUCCACCGGCGUUGUUGUAUCGUGAGGGUGCAGAUGGUAAUGUUCAUUCCGGUAUAAGUAUUGCAUGGUUAUUGUCAAAUUUUGGAGCAUCUGCGACGUUAACGUCAGUGGCGUCAAAUUCUGGUAUUGGUGGGUCAAGAUGUAAAAAGAAGGAUAUAGUUAGUGUAUCAAUCCCUGAAACUUGUAAAGCAAUUUUGGAUAACGGUUCUGAGAUUCCUUUAAAAUUUAGUUCAAAUUUACUCUAUGGUGUUACAGUAUGUUACUCUAAAAAGACGGACUUCAUCUUGUCAGAUGUUGUGCAAAUUAAAGGACAGCUGCAAAGAAAACUAUUUGGGUUAGAAAGUGAAUGGAAGCAUACUCGCAAUGCUAUUGUUGAGGGCCAUCGUGAGGAGAGUGUUCUAGAGCGAGAGUUGUUAAGCGACGAUCCGUGUUUUGAUAUUAAUCAGUGGGCGAACAUAAAAUUGGAGUUGGAAGAAAAAACCAACGAUGUCAGGCAGGCUGAAUUAAAGAAACUUGACUUUUUACAGGAAGUAAACAACGAUGAUGAGACGUUUAUGCAUGCUGGUUCUGGUGUGCAGGACCGUUUAGGCACUCUAGAAGAUGACUUUGGCACAAUUGAUAUGGACUUGAAUUUUGACAUUGACGAUUUGGUCAGUCAGGAUGGAAAUCGUCGAGAGUUGGAGGCGCAUGACGUAUCCAGUGAACCAAAUUUUGAAUUAAAUUUCAAUGAUCCGGUCGACAAGGACGUUGAACAGCUGCCCGAUAUGAUGGAAGGAUCGUUAUUGCAAGAAGAAUUUCCUCCAUCGGCGGCUAAGAGGCCUUUAAGCGCUGAAGUUUCUAUUGAAAAAGAAAAUCCAGGAUCUGAAGAGGAAAUCCAGAUUGACAUUGAGCCGCCAAUGAAGAAAAGGACCAACUGUCUAAGCAAUCAUGUUUUAGGCAGGAUAGUUCGGGAUGAAACCAUUGGACUGUCUACAGAUGUUCUUAGAUCGAACUUUAGUGGGUACGUUGAAAUGAUGGCUACGCAAAAUAGCAAAAAUAUGGGUGCCCCAAAGCCAAGUGAUCAUGGAAUACAGUCAUGGAAAGAAUUAUUGGAUUUGAAGGAUAUGCCUGCGUUCUUAUCAUCUUCCUAUGAUGGCCUAUUUGAAGCAGAGGAAUACGGAAGCAAGUUAACGUACGUAGAGAGGGGUAGGGCACUUACGCAAUCAUCGGUGGCUUCCUCGCGCUCGAGCAGUGACAUGAGUACUGAACAAGGCCGUAGGGUGGGUCCUAAUUUUGAUUUAAAGAGAAGAUCAAGUAAUAGUGACUCACAGUCUCAUUUGCUACCAGUAUUUUUAGAGGACGAACCGUUGCCAGGGGAUUACCAUUUUGGUGCAGAUGACGGUUACCAAAAUCAAGAUUUCAUGACUGCAAACCUGCUACCGUCAAGCAUUGGGCGUGUAGCUAGCAGACAUGCAACUGCAGAUUCUGGGGAACAUGUUGAGAUUCUGAGGUUAACUGUAAAUGGACAAGCAAGGACCGCAACUCGCAGAGGAUCCGGUACAGAAUCUUCACAACCAAGCGAUGUUGCAUAUGAGGAAUCAUCUUUGGGGUCAGAGUUUUCCGCAGCCCCAGAUGCCAUCCUGGAUGCGCAAACGAAGAAAUUUUAUGAUUACAUUAAAGAGAGAGCAGACUUCGUUGGAAAAACAACCAGAUCACACCCACCAUUUCACAAAAAGUUGUUGUUUGAAGACUUAAUUCCAAGCAAUAUAUCUCAGAAUGUUGCAAGCAAUCCAUACAAUUUUAAACCAGUUAGCAAGCGAAUUGCCGCCACUGCAUUUCUUUCGAUGUUAAAUCUAGCAUCCAAAGAAAUGAUUGAGAUUGAGACUUUUGAUUUAGAGGACAAGUGCCAGGUAAUGAAAGGAGAUGAUAUUGUGGUCUACUGCUGA